Acanthosepion pharaonis is the source of this 921-nucleotide messenger RNA. NCBI's taxonomy places the organism in Eukaryota, Metazoa, Mollusca, Cephalopoda, Sepiida, Sepiidae. The record is from the annotation of a GenBank genome assembly.
AUGUCAAGACGUGGUAGCACCCUCCCAAUAACAGCCGUUUUCCGAAUAUGGCUGUGUGACAGAUCCAUAUUAUCAAUACCCAUCUUUAUGGAUCGGACGUUCCAAGUUCCAGUCCGUAAAGGCAAAAGCUUUUCAAGGAUUGAUAAGAAUGAAAAGUGCUCUCUUUUUUCUCUCAUCACUAUCUCUCUCUCUCUUUCUCUCUCUCUCUCUCUCUCUCUCUCGCGCGCGCUCUCUUUCCUGAUUUAUCAAUAUUUUCGGAUUCCUUUCUCAGUUAUUCUCUCUCUACUCCUCACCCUCCUCCUUUUUCCUUUCAUUUGUAGUUUCGGCUUUCUUUCUUCUUUCUCGGUGAUUUUUUCUCUCUCUGCCUUUCUCUGUCUCUCUCUCUCUCUCUCUCUUUCUCUUUCUCUCUCUCUCUAUCUCUCUCACCUCAUCCUAUUCCUACUCCUCCUUUUUUCUUUUCAACCACUUAUUUCCUUCUUUUGUUGUUUCCUUUUUCUUUCUCGAUUAUUCUCUCUCUGCUCCUCUUCCUCCUUCUUCUCCUCAUUUUCCCCUUGUUUUGCAGUUUUGGUUAUUUUCUGUGUCCCUCUCUCUGAAGUUUCAGCUUUCUUUCUCGGUGAUCAUUUCUCUCUCUCUCCUCCUCCUCUUCCUCCUCCUUUUCCCCUUCCUUUACAGUUUCGCCUCUCUUUCUCGAGGAUUUUCUUUUUCUCUCUCUCACCACACUGCUCAAUCUCUUCCUCCUCCUUUCCCCUCGAUAUUUGCAUUAUAUUUCUUUCUCAGCUUUCUUUCUCAAUUAUUCUCUCUCUCUCCCUCCCUCCCUCUCUCUCUCUCCCUCCCCCUCUCUCUCUCUCUCUCUCUCUCUCUCUUCCAUGUUCGUUUGGUUUAUCUUUUUCUACCUUUACAACGACUGAGCAACGAGAUUAA